Austrofundulus limnaeus is the source of this 1312-nucleotide messenger RNA. RefSeq names its product chloride channel protein 2. The record is from RefSeq and is a predicted model, not a curated record. Gene Ontology annotation, cellular component: plasma membrane. Lineage: Eukaryota; Metazoa; Chordata; Actinopteri; Cyprinodontiformes; Rivulidae. Gene Ontology annotation, molecular function: voltage-gated chloride channel activity. Gene Ontology annotation, biological process: transmembrane transport; chloride transport.
AUGUCUAAGCAUUACACCCAGGAACUUGGGGUGUACACCGAGGAAGAGGCCACUCAUCUCAGGGAGAGUGAACACAGGCGAUCAGCCAGGGAGCAAAGCCGGACCUCGGACCUGCUGGAGUACAAAGGAUGUUGUGCCAAGCGCCGCAUCUGUACGGUUCGCUGUCGGAGGUUUCUCGUCUCACUAAUUGAAGAGGACUGGAUCUUCCUCAUUCUGCUGGGGUUCCUCGUGGCCCUUGUGAGCUGGGUGGUAGAUUUAGGGAUUCACAUGUGCUUCAAAGGACAAAAGUGGCUGUACGAGGCUGUGGACAGCAACGUGUUCCUGCAGUAUCUGGCCUGGGUCACCUACCCUGUAGUCCUGAUCACCUUUGCUGCCGGCUUCAUUAAGAUCCUCGCCCCACAUGCUGUUGGCUCUGGUGUUCCAGAGAUGAGGACAAUCAUGCGGGGAGUGGUGCUGAAGGAACAUCUCAGCUUUAAAACUUUUGUGGCCAAAUUCAUUGGCAUCAUCUUUGUUCUGGGCAGUGGCAUGCCUCUGGGCAAAGAGAGUCCUUUUGUCCACAUAGCCGGUUUGUGCGCUGCUCUCCUCAGCAGGUUAACCUCUCGGUUUGGAGGAAUCCAUGAGAAUGAGUCAAGGAACACUGAGAUGCUGGCAGCUGCUUGUGCUGUGGGAGUGAGCAGCUGUUUUGCUUCUCCAGUCGGAGGAGUGUUGUUUAGCAUCGAAGUAACAUCCAUGUUCUUUGCUGUGAGGAACUACUGGAGAGGUUUCCUUUCAGCUACCAUCAGUGCCUUCUUCUACAGAAUUCUGGCUGUUUGGAACAAAGAUGAAGAGACCGUCACAGCUCUUUAUAGAACUGGUUUCAGCAACCACUUUCCUUUUGACCUCCGGGAGCUUCCUGCCUUCGCUGUUGUAGGUAUUGCCAGUGGAUUUGGUGGAGCUUUGUUUAUCUACCUGAACCGUGUAAUUGUCCAGUUCCUAAGAAAACAGAACACCAUCAUAAAAUUUGUCAUGAAAAAACGCCUGCUGUAUCCAGCUCUGGUCACUUUACUCAUUUCAACACUUACAUUUCCCCCUGGCUUUGGACAGUUUAUGGCUGGAAAGCUGACCCAGGAGGAGUCUUUGGCAACGUUGCUGGACAACCAGACGUGGUCCACGCAGGGCAUCGCUGAGGACUAUAUUGGAAGUGUCUGGAAACCCCCAGAAGUCAGCGUCUUUGUCACGCUGAGCCUCUUCGUUGUCAUGAAGUUCUGUAUGUCUUCCCUGGCCAUCACCAUGCCAAUACCAUGUGGAGCCUUCGUUCCUGCAUUUGUCAUUG